This is a messenger RNA of Hibiscus syriacus, 786 nucleotides long. RefSeq lists its product as uncharacterized. Gene Ontology annotation, biological process: root development; shoot system development. The record is from RefSeq and is a predicted model, not a curated record. The coding region runs from base 1 to 786 and encodes 261 amino acids. NCBI's taxonomy places the organism in Eukaryota, Viridiplantae, Streptophyta, Magnoliopsida, Malvales, Malvaceae. The transcript is spliced from 2 exons.
AUGGAGCAUUUGAAUGGGGUUAAGAAAUACUUAACCUCUAGGAAGGCUGUUAUGAAGGUUUUAAAUAAUCUGAAGCAAAUGGAAACUAAAUUUAUCACCUCUUGUUUCGACAACGGCAUUGAUGAUGGUGAUGUGAUUAGUAUGUUAAGCUUGCCUUCGAGGCAACAUCCCAUCGCUUCACAAAUCGAUGAAAAUCUGAACCGAUUGAGGGCACCCCAAUCGGCCUCUACAUCAUCGUCAGUAGGAGAUAAACUGAACUGUCUUCAAGAUUUGUAUGACUAUGUCGAUAUGUUUCUUCAGUUGCCCCUCUCUCAACAAGAUCUUGCUCAGGAGCCGCAAAGGAAAUUGGUUGAUGAGCCUUUGGAUGGAUCUCUCUUGCUCCUGGAUGUAUGUGGAACCGCUAAAGAUGCCUUGCAGCAAACAAAGGCAUCACAGGCUGAAUCCUUGUUGUCCUUUAUUUCAGGGCCAGAGGCUGAAUCCUUGUUGUCCUUUAUUUCAGGGCCAGAGGCUGAAUUGAAAUCAAGCCGGUGGUCACUAGUCUCAAAGUUAAUACACCAGAAAAGAGUAAUGUGCGAGGAAGCAGAACAAAAAACAAAAGAAAUUGCAAAUGCUGAAGCUGCGUUGCGUUCCUUCAUUAAAUCUGGAAACAUGAAGCAUGUCGAGAGUGUGCAAAAUGAGCUCCAAAACACAGAGAUGUGCAUCCAAGAUCUUGAGGAAGGUCUUGAAAGCUUCUUCAGGCGUUUGAUCAAAGCUAGAGUCACUGUCCUCAACAUCCUCAACCGUUAA